Molecule: messenger RNA, 1299 nt
Organism: Dipodomys ordii (Ord's kangaroo rat)
Lineage: Eukaryota; Metazoa; Chordata; Mammalia; Rodentia; Heteromyidae
Gene: Crip3
Product: cysteine-rich protein 3
Exons: 10
Coding region: 382-972 (196 amino acids)
Source: RefSeq, a predicted model, not a curated record
CUGGCAGUCAUUGGUGCAAAGACUGUAAUACUAUUUGUGGGACCAUGUUUGACUUUUUCACCCAUAUGCACAAUAAGAAGCAUACACAGGGACAAUUCCAGAAUUCUUCAGAUUUCCAAAGGAAGAUCUGCAGUAAACAUUUCUGCUCCAGGGAGGCAGGGCUAGAAGCCACUGAGACCCUGAAAAUGAUGAGCAUCCUUGUGGCCAGUAGGCCAUCACCUCUAGGAUCUGACUUAGAGAAGGUGGAAUGGUUCGAAAUUUCUGUGCCCAAUGAGUGCUCAUAACCCAGUGGGCUCAAAGCGAGCAGUGGGCGGAGCCGCCGAGGGGCGGAAGGAUCCCAGCGGCCAGGUCUGCGAGUGAGCAAGCGGACCUAGUGGAGCCAUGAGCUGGACCUGCCCGCGUUGCCAGCAACCUGUUUACUUUGCUGAGAAAGUGAGCUCCAUGGGCAAGAACUGGCACCGCUUCUGCCUGAAAUGUGAACGCUGCCACAGCGUCUUGUCCCCUGGUGGACAUGCAGAGCACAAUGGGAGGCCAUAUUGCCACAAGCCGUGCUAUGGAGCUCUCUUUGGACCCAGAGGAGUGAACAUUGGUGGUGUGGGCUGCUACAUCUAUAACCUCCCCACUCCUCCUGCCAACAGCACUCCCCUCAGCCCUAGUGAUUUCAGCCCCCCAAGGCCACGGACAGGCCUCCCCCAAGGCAAGAAAAGCCCUCCCCACAUGAAGACAUUCACUGGGGAGACUUCCCUGUGCCCCGGCUGUGAGAAACCCGUCUAUUUUGCUGAGAAGGUGAUGUCUUUGGGCAGAAAUUGGCACCGACCCUGCCUGAGGUGCCAGCGUUGCCAGAAGACCCUGACUGCUGGAAGACAUGCCGAACAUGAUGGCAUCCCCUACUGCCACAUCCCCUGCUACGGCUAUCUGUUUGGCCCCAAAGGUGUGAACAUUGGUGAUGUGGGCUGCUACAUUUAUGAAUGAAGAUAAGAUCCAAAUGAGCUACUCACAGCAGAAGUCAUCCUACCUAAGGCUUCUCACCAUCCCCUUCCUGGCCCAAUGGGGGCUACACAAUUUGCUAUUUUCUUGGGGUGAGGGAAGACAAGAUCCUGGGGGCUGAGCCUAGGUUUCACAGUAGAUCUCUUUCUUUUUCCUAUUUGGCUAGAGGACUUAUGCCACCUUAAUUUAAAUGGUAGCCUACUGACCUUCCCAAUUCCUUUCUGGGCAAAUUCUGGAGCUUCAAGCUAUAUCAUCAAACUUGCUUAUUGAGCCUCAGUGUCUCCAGCUUCUCUAAUAAAAUAUUGGCUUCUA